Messenger RNA from Humulus lupulus (European hop), 2963 nucleotides. RefSeq names its product pyruvate kinase isozyme G, chloroplastic-like. The transcript has 22 exons. Gene Ontology annotation, molecular function: potassium ion binding; pyruvate kinase activity; magnesium ion binding. The record is from RefSeq and is a predicted model, not a curated record. Gene Ontology annotation, cellular component: cytoplasm; chloroplast stroma. The coding region runs from base 599 to 1708 and encodes 369 amino acids. Lineage: Eukaryota; Viridiplantae; Streptophyta; Magnoliopsida; Rosales; Cannabaceae. Gene Ontology annotation, biological process: glycolytic process.
CACGCGGUAAGUGAAAAAAAAAAGCGCCAAAAAUAUGCCCAAGUCUUUUCUAUAGUAGACUCCAUUUUCAUCUCUUCUGUCUCAUUUUACUUCUCUCUUUCUCUUCCUGCUAUACCCAUUUCCCAUCCCCUAGCUGUACCCAUUUCCCGUCCCCUAGAUAAAGCCAAGUAAAGACUCAAGCUAAGUUUCUGCUAUACCCAUUUCCCAUCACUAGAUAAGCUUGAGUCAAGUAAACAAGUGGAGCCUCGACGAAGAAAAAAAAAUGGAGCCAGCUUAAAUCUCAAGAUAUAUGGGGCUCGUGGGUCUUGUGAAAAUGACGGGCUCAGGGUCGUGGGUGGCUCAGUCUCACGGAGGGGGUGGGUGGCUCGGUCUCGCGGAGGGGUAACCGAAUACCUGAAGCAGCUUUAAUGGAACGAUCUUACCUUCCAAGCAAGGUGUCAGAGAUAGUUGCAAUUUGGAGAGAUGACCUAAAGAAGGUCAGUAAGAAAGAUGCUGAUUCAUUAGGUGAUGUUUGACGACUGGGAUGUUUCUCUUUCCCUAGAAGCAGAAAGUGGAAAAAACAGGUGCAAUUAUCCUCCUGCUGAACUGUACCCAAUCUAUGCUCAGAAAUCAACCACCAACCUUCUUGAGAAGUUUAAGAGCAUGCAAAUUGAUGAAAACGAUGAUCCAACUGAACAUGGACUGCAUGAUCAUGAUGGCUGAGGCAACUGAAGAUGAUAGAUUUGGAGCUUUAAAUUGUCUGUUAUAUUUUUUGGGUUUCAGUCAGUUUUGCUCAGAGUUGUCUUCUUCAAUGGCGGCUCUUAACAUUUCAACAAGAAUGUCUCUCCUCAAACUCAAGAGGACCCCUGAUUUUCUACCGUCCUCCAAGAGCCUUAGACAUUUCCUUGGAUUUCAAUCCAGACCCAGAAAGAAACGGGCCCAGAAGAACCAUGCAUUCACUGUUAGAUCCAUGACGAUAGCCGAGGAGAGAUAUCGAGGCCAUCUCAACUCGCCUAAUGGCCUUGCGGGGAGCCCUGACAAGUACUCUCUUUAUGAUGAUCAGUCCAUUGAAUAUUACUCUAUUGGCCAGGCAAGGGCGACUCCGAACAGUCGAAGAAAAACGAAGAUAGUUUGUACAAUUGGUCCCUCCACAAGUACAGAUAAAGACUGGGAAGAUAUCAAGUUUGGAGUGGACAACCAAGUCGAUUUCUAUGCUGUCUCUUUUGUAAAAGAUGCUAGAGUGGUUCAUGAGUUGAAAGAUUAUCUUAAAAGUUGCAAUGCAGACAUUCACGUGAUUGUAAAAAUUGAAAGUGCAGACUCUAUCCCAAAUCUUCAUUCAAUUAUUCCUACAUCUGAUGGGGCAAUGGUUGCUUGUGGGGACCUUGGAGCUGAACUUCCGAUUGAGGAUGUUCCUCUGUUAAAGGAGGACAUAAUUAGAAGGUGUCAGAGAAUGCUGAAACUAGUUAUUGUAGCAACAAACAUGCUGGAGAGCAUGAUUAAUCAUCCUACGCCAACAAGGGCAGAAGUCUCUGACAUUGCAAUUACAGUACGGGAAGGUGCUGAUGCGGUCAUGCUUUCUGGAGAAACUGCCCACGGAAAAUAUCCAUUGAAAGUUGUCAAAGUAAUGCAUACUGUGGCAUUGAGGACUGAGUUAAGUCUACCAAUUAGCACUGCUCCUCCAAAUCUAUUGAGUACAGAUAAGCGCUCGAAAUCGAAGCUUUUCAUCUAAUGCCCCACUGAUUGAGAUCUCUGAUGCUCAGAUAUUGUCGUUCCAGAUAUGAAUCUGAAUCUACUUUUCAUGAGGCUUUUCUUAGUCGUCUUACGGAAACUGGUGCAACAGAAAGUUCAUCUUUAUGUGACCUUCCUAAACAGAUGGAAGGUGAUCAACAGAGAGCCUCUGAACAGACUAAGAACAUCUUAAGUAAUUUAUUUGCUGCUGUUGACAAUUUGUGGUAUCUAAAAGAUGGAAUACAUACUGUAGUCUUGAAAAAACUUUCAGAAAAUGGAUCUUGCAGUCAAAGGACACCAAGUGAAUUAGAUAGAGAGGUUAAGAACUUGAGGGUGGCAUUUAAUGACCUGUUUUUGAAGCAUAACACUUUCAAAGAAACUGCAAAGCCAUCGAGAUAUUGAUGCAAAGAAUAAAGCCGAGCUUAGAAUAUUAAGAGCUAGAAAAUUAUGCGAAAACUGAAGAAGCUAAAGUUGAGGAGCUUAUAAAGGCAGUUGCUGAUUCUGGUGCCAAAGUAAUAGUUGAGCAGCAGUUGGGGAGAUGGCACUUAAUUUCUGUGAGCGUUACAAUUAAAGCUUAACAAGCCAAACCUAGAUGACCUGGGACAUGUUGAUUCAGUUUCAGUAGAAGAAAUUGGUGGUGCUAAGGUCAUUGUUGUGAAGAAUGAAGAAGGUGGGAACUCUGUAACCACUGUUUUAUUGCGAGGAACCACAGAUAGCAUUCUAGAUGACAUUGAAAGAGCAGUUGAUGAUGGAGUAAAUACUUACAAGGUUAUGUGCAGGGAUAGCCGAAUGGUUCCUGGUGCAACUGCUACUGAAAUUGAAUUAGCUAAGAGAGUGAAAGAGUAUUCAUUUAAAGAAACAGGGUCAGUACGUCAGAGCUGUCUUUCUACAUUUAUGCUUCGAACUUCCUAGAAAUUUCAUGAUCUUCCUAUGCAUGAAGGUUCUGAGUUUUUCUCUGUAUUUCUUGUUUAAUUUUAGAGGGAAGAAGCAAUAUGUUUUGUUGCUUCAGUCGUUGUUUUGCAUGGUAUAUUGAGAUGAUUUCUUUGGAGCAAUUCUUGACAACAUUUGUAGUUGAGGCCUUUAGAAUUGAAGAAUGUAUUUCACUAAUUUUUGUAUACAUUUCUUGUUUUGUAUUUAGUGAUAAAGGAAUUUGAAUUGGGCAUAAAUUAUGUUGUAAUAUGAUUUCUUAAGCCUAGACUAGUAGAUUAAAUAUUGUAAUUACAUUUUGAGUAAUUAAUAAAAAUCUAUUUAUGCUA